Messenger RNA from Contarinia nasturtii (swede midge), 1296 nucleotides. Its product is annotated as calmodulin-like protein 4. The record is from RefSeq and is a predicted model, not a curated record. Gene Ontology annotation, cellular component: myosin II complex. Bases 140 to 589 code for a protein of 149 amino acids. Gene Ontology annotation, molecular function: calcium ion binding. The transcript has 3 exons. NCBI's taxonomy places the organism in Eukaryota, Metazoa, Arthropoda, Insecta, Diptera, Cecidomyiidae.
UUUGUGUUUUCGCUUGAUAGUUCAUCAACAAGUGUGUAUUGUUGUGCAAAUUGGUUUCAUUGAAUUCAUCCGAUUUUAAUUGGAACUUUUGUUUGUUUGGUGUGUUCAUCACUCUAUCGAAGAAAAAAAGAGAUCAGCAAUGGCUCGUUAUUUCAAAGAACAAGACAUCGAUGAGUUUCGUGAGUGCUUUUAUCUGUUCGCUCGUUCCGGUCAAAUAACCACACUCGAUGAAUUAACGGUUAUAAUGCGUUCGCUUGGCUUAUCGCCAACAAUUAAGGAACUAACACGAUACUUACGCAAGAAAAAUGGCCGAAUGAGUUUUGCCGAUUUCCUCGAUGUAAUGCAUCAACAUUCAAAGGUGGAAAAUCUACCGGAUGAAGUGAUCGAUGCAUUCAAAGCGGCCGAUUUGGAUAAUAAAGGAACCAUACCAGCGAAACAAUUACGACACUUGUUGCAAAAUUGGGGCGAAGGUUUAUCGAUCCGUGAAAUUGAUAAUAUUUUCCGUGAGGCAAAUGUUCAAAAUAAUGGUUCGGUGCAUUAUAGUGAUUUUGUUAAAAUUGCAUGCGCCCCAGUGCCCGAUUACUACUGAAAACAUAUGUGUGUGUGUGUGUGAAAUGAAUCAAUACAUUUCUGUAUUAUCUAGAAUGGACAGUAUGAUUUUAAAUCGCCUUUAUUCAAUUUAGUAUGCAUUUGUUUUUUUUUAUUCAGUCUGAAGAUGUGUGUGAGUGGGAGUGUGUGUUUGAUUUAUUCAAUUCUUAUAAUUAGAAUCAUUUAGUAUGAUCUACAAUCGCAGUAUAUUUGAUCAUAUUUUUUUUUUGCUACGGUGAAUUUCAACUGAUUUGAGUUUUGCCUUAGAAGAGUUCUGGUUCUUUUUAAUGAGUUACUGCCUGAUAAUAAUAUCAAAUAGUUAAUUCUAAAUAGAUGGUUAUAAUUAUAUUUUUUGUGUUGCGUAAAAAUGUCUAGUUUUCUUACUUUCAAUUUCUUUCGCUCUUUUGUGAUUAAAUAUAUUCCGUUUUGUUUUUAAAUGUACUAAGUACUUAAUAUUUUUCAAAGAGAAUGAAAAAUCCGGUUUUCAUGCAAUGAUUUUUUUUAUAUAAACUAUUCAAAAUUAUUACCAUCUAUUUUAUUAUGAAAGAUAGCUUUAGAUUUGAAGUAAUGAGCAAUCGAUUUUAGAGCCAUUUGAGAUAGAAAAAAAUUGACUUGGUUUUUGCAUGUAUUUUUUUUUUCUUAAAAAAGACGAAAUUUUAUGUGGAGCUUGGCUCAAUGAUGAAUAAAGAACUAAAUUACAAAAUGAAA